AUGAAAUUAAAUUUGGAAGAAAUAACUAAUAGAUCAUUAAUUGCAUUAUUACGUGCUUUUGGUAAGAAAAAUGAUCAAGAUUGGUCAUUGAAAUUACCAAUAGUUGAAUAUGCUUAUAAUGCUCAUGUUCAUAAAGUAAUGAAGAUGACACCGUUUGAAGCCGAUUACAUUCCAGAAGCACCUCAUGUUGAUUCAAAAUUAAGACGAGAUAUUCCUAUUAGACUGGUUCCAAAUAAUCCUGAUUAUACUGUUGAUUCUGCAAGAAUGCUCAAACUUCAUAGAGCAUUAAUUUCUCAUAAUAAAUUAGAAUCACAAUAUAAUCAACAUAGGCAAUCAUUGAUGCUACAAACACAAGAUCUAUAA
Messenger RNA from Lodderomyces pseudojiufengensis, 363 nucleotides. RefSeq lists its product as uncharacterized. NCBI's taxonomy places the organism in Eukaryota, Fungi, Ascomycota, Pichiomycetes, Serinales, Debaryomycetaceae. The record is from RefSeq and is a predicted model, not a curated record. The transcript has 2 exons. Gene Ontology annotation, molecular function: nucleic acid binding. The coding region runs from base 1 to 363 and encodes 120 amino acids.